Symbiodinium necroappetens is the source of this 2445-nucleotide messenger RNA. Lineage: Eukaryota; Dinophyceae; Suessiales; Symbiodiniaceae. The record is from the annotation of a GenBank genome assembly.
AUGUCCAGUCGCGAUGGAACGCCAACGCCAACAACCAUCCGCCAGGUUGUGCGUGCCCCCAUGGCUCCAGUCUGGGGCACCGAGGUGCUAGCCCUCAAGGCAAACAGGCACAGUUGCGAAUCCACUGAUGGCUCUUUUGUUGUGGGCACGGAGGACCUGUCCAGCUUUGAGGGUGAGGAGUCCGACGAGAAACUGCUGGCCUUGCUCGGUGACCUUGCCUUGGGUGCCGAGGAGGUCGAGGAGGACCCAGCUGCCCGUGUGCUUCUAGACGAGUGUGGCGCCUUGUGGGAGGAAGUGCAUAUGGAAGCCGAGGCCCAGCGCGAGAUGCAGUGCCGGCUUCGCCGGGAGCUGCAGCACCUGCAGGACAGGAGCCACUGGCAGCAUGCGGAGUCUGGAGCUUUUCUGCAGCGACUCUCGGUCGCCAGGGAGGCCUUGGCUGAUAAAAUCCGGGAGGCCACAGACGAGAAUGAGGCUUUGCGACAGAAGCUUCGGCGGCAUCAUACGGAGGAGGAACGACUGCGCUGUGGACUUGCCGAAGAUCUGCGUUGCUUGGAUGCCCGGGCCGCGGAGCUGCGGGCGGCGAUCUUCGAAACGGGGCAAAGUCAGGCGGAGCUUGUGGAACGCCUGCGAGCCGUCACCAAUACCCAGGCUCACUUGCAGGCAGAGCUGCAGCAGGAGCGGGUGAAAACCUGGCGCCAGGAAGCCUCGGCUGACGGCAGGGAGCUGGAGCGCGAGGAGGCUGAGAGGCUCCUCUUGGAGUCACAGCUCACAGAGGUGGCCUCGCGUGCAGCCGCCACUGGCAUCCCACGGCUAUGCGACGAGGAGCCCGAGGUGGCCGAGGCUGUCUUGGCAGCUGCUGACACCGUGCCCUUUGCAACGCUGCAGGGCCAGCUAGACAGCUUCGAGGAGUUGCGUGGUGCUUUGGAAGCUUUGGAGGGCAGCUGCGCUCUGUCCACGGCCCAACAGAAGGAGGAGGAGGAGAAGCUGGGUGCCGAGCAGCUCGAGCUUUCCCGGCUUGCCGCAGAGAUGGCGACCGCCGAGGCCGCAGCGCGAGGUCCAGAGCUGGAUCAGGCCUCGAGCCUUGUGUCAGUGCUCUGCGGCGAGCUGCAGAGUGAGCAGGCAGUGCUACGGCAAGAGCGGGAAGCGGCUGCGCGGCGCCGGGAGCUCUUUCGCUCCCAGGUUGAGCAGAAGCGCCGGGAACUCGCACGGUUGCAGGCACAGCUGUUAGAGAGGAGGGUGAAAUGCCAGAUGCAGAACGGCCCAGACGCCACCAAUGUCCCUGAGGACCUAAAUGACAAGCUUGUGGAGGACUUGAAUUCGAAAGGUGCACUCGGCACAGUUCCCUUGAAAGACUUCGCUUCACUUCAGACUGCUUCAGAAAAUCUGAGGCAUGGUGAGUCCCAGGUCGAUUGGCGCCUAGGUUUCGCGCUAUUGCUGGCCUACUUCUUCAUUACUGUGGGCUUCGCUGUGAACGUGGACGAGGAGCCCAGGCUUGCAAAAGGCCGCAGUGCUGCUUGGGUGUUGGUUUGCUGCCAAGUGCUGUUUCUCGGUUCCUGGCUCGCCUCUGGUGGGGAGGUCUUUGAGGCGGCGGGGUAUGCAGAGGCUGGGUCGCCUCCAGACACGAGCCAUGUGGUCUUCGGCGGGCAACUUUACUUCUCGUCUUCAGACUUGCAUGGCAGGCUCCUGAUGCAAAGCAAUGGAACCUCCGUGGCUCCUGUCCCUCCAGGCGUCCGUGAUGCCCAUGGUUUCCGCGAGCUGGACGGACGUCUCAUGUUCUUUGGCGUCCCUCAGAUGCACCUUGAUUCCGCAUUUUGCCGCAGGUGCGGCCCUCGGUCUUUCACUCCUUUCAAUUUGGGGAAUGACAAGCUCAUUCAGGUGAUGCUGAUGCAGAGCUGUUACGAGGGCCCUUCCAGGGCCCAGGACCUGGUCUUCAAGGCUGCGGGCACAUGUGGUCCAUUCCGCAAAGAGACGCUCUACUCCAACCUCAGCCUCGUGGGCCAGGACCUUCCGCCGGACUGCGAUGACCUCGCAGCAGGGCUGGAGCCCAGGCCCAGCACCUCACGGCUCCUGGGGGUGCUCUUCUUGGGAGUGCUUCCACAGACAGGCCUCGGUGCUUAUCUUCUGAUCCGGAAGCAGGUGCCUGGUGCAUUCGUGAGCGUCUUUGUGGGCGCCUAUGCUAUGGUGUUGCUGAUCCACCUGCUGAUGCAGGGUCACUUGGUCAACCUGUUGUUCUUCCUCCAGGCUUCGUCUUUGACCUACACGGCCAGCUCCUGCAUCGCUGUGGCCGCGAAUCAGGUGGCCUGGCAACGCGGCAGUGGCUUCGUAGUGGCACUGGGCGAUUGGGCGUCCGGCGCGUCGGCUUUGGGCCUGGCCAGCGCCCUGGCACUUGCACUUCCCGAGCUGCCUGCGGCUGCGGCUGCCUGUGUUUUUCUAGCAUGGGCCUGA